AAAAAAAAGUAAAAAAUAAAAGAGGUAAUGACCAAUUCGGUACCCGAAAGAUUCAAACGCUGACAUUUUGGUACCCAACUAUUGAUAUUGACAAAAAGGUACCUGAAUGAUUUAAAAUUUUGCCAAGCGUGUCCAAGAGCUUGCCGGAACAUAUCUCCGGUGAGUACGAUGCUUACGUGGUGGCCCGUUUUUGCUGACAAGGUUAGUGUUAUGUUAGAUGGAAUUUCUAAUUUUAAUUAUUCUUAUCCUACUUGGAAAAUAAACUAAACCUAAGUUGAACAUUAGUUUUGCCCCAAAUUAAUUUUGCCCUAAAAUCCAAUUUUGCUCUCCUCGCUCUCUCGUAGAGCACGAUCCCAAUAUGGAAGAUGCAAGCAGCUAGGGCUCGUGGAAAAGGUGGAAUCGUGAGAAAGCACUCAUCCAUAGCCUUCGACGUUGAUGGUGGUUCUGGAGUUGGUAGUAAAAUCUACGAUGGGUGUUGCUUUUGUCCCCUUCCGGUGGUUCCGUUGAAGUCGAAGACAAGUAGCAACCCUGAUAGAUGGUUUCUACGUUGCCCUCUGUGGAAGAACACACAAAGACGUUGUGGGUAUUUUCAAUGGUUGGAUGAAAUUGAAGAGCAAUGUGUGGAAGGAGAAGUUUCUUCGGAGAAUAGCAACAUGGUGGGCAUAGCAGACCCAAAAAAGAAAAGCAGAAUCAACCAGAAGGGUAGUGAUGGACGGGAAAGGGAUAGGAUGAUGAUGGUGCUUCCUAUGGUUAAUGACAUGAAGGAGAAACUGAAGAUGGUUGAGUUCUUGUUGAUUGUUAUCUGUGAUGGGGUGGGCAUGAAGCCUGUGAACCUGCUCUGUGUGGCUGGGCUUGCUGCUGCCAUGGUUUCCCUAGUCACAGUUGGUGGCCUAGAGGAUGCUGAAUAUUGGGCUUGCAGAGUAGGCCUACCCAAAGGACCUUGUGACAUUGACCCAGGCCCAGUACUUGAUCUUGCAGCAUUGGUUGGUGUGGCUGGGAUCUGA
This is a messenger RNA of Arachis ipaensis, 1004 nucleotides long. RefSeq lists its product as uncharacterized. The record is from RefSeq and is a predicted model, not a curated record. NCBI's taxonomy places the organism in Eukaryota, Viridiplantae, Streptophyta, Magnoliopsida, Fabales, Fabaceae. Gene Ontology annotation, molecular function: zinc ion binding.